Molecule: messenger RNA, 3508 nt
Organism: Anas platyrhynchos (mallard)
Lineage: Eukaryota; Metazoa; Chordata; Aves; Anseriformes; Anatidae
Source: RefSeq, a predicted model, not a curated record
AUAGGGGAGAACUGACACUUAAGAGAAUGCAGUUAUGCUAUUUCAAGCCAAUUUAUUGAGGACUGCACAGGAUUCCUCCUUGCUGUGCUAACUGCAAGGAUUUAUGUGGAGCUAGUGCACAGGAUUCUACUUGCAUAAGCAUCUUCAAAAUGAUCUUUAAAAAGCUCCAAAGGAUAAACCCAAAAGAAAAUAUUGUGAAAGCCUCACCUGCGCUGGGUGACCCUGCCUGAGCACGAGGGUUGGACCAGAUGGCCUCCAGAGGUCCCUUCCAACCCCAACUGUUCUGUGAUGCUGUGAGAUGUAGAUCAGCUGCAAUUGUGUAUUGUCUUCCUUGCUCUUUCUGUGAGACUGUAAGAUCACAAGAGUGGACCAAAUACAGGAAAAAUAGUACCUUAAAAGAGCAGCAUCCUGCUGAGCUUUACAGCCUUACUUUAUGCCUGGUGGUACGCUGUAGCACAUGGGUCCUUCAACUCUCACCAAAGAGCCUUCACGUUCUAUACUGAUUUCCUUCACGAGGUCAUCUUCUGCAGAGAUAGACUUGAACGUUUGUGGGCCUAGUCUUACAUAAUUGAUCUCAUCAUCAACCAGUUUCAGUUAGAAGACCAGACCUUGAACCAAAGACCAAGAUGGUAACUCACAACGAUGACAACAAAAAAAGUACAGCAUGUGGAAUCCGACAAAUAACAUCCAUUUUCUUUAAAAAUAAUUAAAUAAAUAAAAAUGCCAGAAACAAAUGAAUGGGUAACAGAUUUCAUCUGUUUCAUAAUACAUGUCAGUGGUGUGUUAGGAACCUCACAUAUCAAUCUGUUGGCUUGAUAAUGAGAGUGUCAAUAAAAGCCAUGAAGGGAAAUAGUUCAAGCUAAGCUAUCCUCUUUAGCAUAAAAUUAGAGCUAUCCUCCUCUGUACAAAUACAAAAAGGGCAGAGAAUGCUAUCAGAUGAGCCCUCUGGGUGGUCUCUGGCUACCAGUUAGAUGGAGGACUCCUGCUGUUACUUCCACUUUAAUCUUUCUGCCUUCAGGGAAGGCAUAAGGAGUCCUUGCCACUAACUAAAUGGCCAAUUAAAAACAAAUCUCAACACAUGUACACCCAUAGUAUGGGUGAUCAGAAGGGGGAGAAGAUCAGAAUACCUGUCUGCGAUCAAUCUGUUUCUUGUAUCUGAACUAUUCCUGGAACACCAGAUAGCCUUUUAAGGGUAGUUAGAAAAUAGUUGGGGAGGCUGAGGAUGAGCCCACACUGCAUGGCCUAAUUUUCCCAUGUUCAACAGGAUCAUCUAUGAAAUCUUAAACUGGUAUCCCUGUGCAGAUUAUGAGUAAAUGCUAGCAUUUCUACCAAUAGUAGCAUUUGCUGAUAUAAAAAAAUACUGCAGAAAAGAGAUGACAGCCCUUACUAGAGGAUGCAGAAAGUUAGCUUUGGUUCUCUGAAGUCAGAAACUCGUAGCUCUGAGCUAAACUUCAGUAAAUGGUGUCUUUAUUAAACAGCUUGACUUUUCUUUCAAAAUCCCCUUUGAUUGUUGUAUAUAAUUAGAGUACAUGAUUUGUUUUGAUUUAUUCAUCACUAAGUGGCAACUAAACAUCAAAAUACCAUCAGUAAUCCAGGAGCUUGAUAAUCAGUCAUAAUAAACUUGUGUCAUUUUACAGUUUCUCUCAAGUUCUGUUUCUCUUGACUUCUGCAGGUGUAUCUGCAAAAUGUGAUGUAGAGGAAAUCAAAUUGAAACACAAGUGAGAUGUAACAUUUCAAGAUGUUCUAAAUCAACACUCCUUUUGAGCAAAUCUCAUUAUCUGUUAGUACUUAACCUGCAAAAAUCUGCUGAAGGAAUUAUGUUCAUUGAUUCCAGAUUUUUGACAACGCCAGGAACAGCGUUUGAGAUGUCUGCACUCGAGAAGAUCGAGGAGCAGCUCGCCCGGCUGCGCAUAGCGAAGCGUUCGGUGCUGAGGGAGGAGCCCGCCUACUUACUGGACAUCGACGUUUCCCGCUCUGCCCCAUCCGAGAGCGGUCGCUGCGUGGCAGUUUCGUGUUCCAACCAGUCCAUUAGGCUGUAUAACAGGGAAACAUUAAACUUCCUGCGGGAGUACAGUAGCCGUCCUGGGAUGCUUAAUGGAGUCAGGUUUGCGCACACGUGUGACAGCCUGGUGUUCUCUGCGUGCAGCGAUGGCACAAUAAAAUGUUGGGAUAUUCGUUUAGCGGCUCAGAAGGCUGUGCAGAUAUUUAGUGGCUAUCCUUCCAACGUCUUUAUCAGUUUUGAUAUCAAUUGCAAUGAUCUCAUAAUUUGUGCUGGAACAGAAAAGGUUGAAAAGGAUACGUUUCUGGUGUUUUGGGAUGCAAGAGGCAACACGGACUGUGCCGGCACGACUAGGGAACCCUUGGGAGUCUAUUCUGAAAGUCACAAUGAUGAUGUCACCAAAAUCUGUUUUCAUCCUGUCAAACCCAGUUGGGUAGUUUCUGGGUCAACUGAUGGCUUGGUUAAUGUGUUUGACAUCGACAAGGACAAUGAAGACGAUGCUUUGAUAUCAACCUGCAAUUCGGAUUCAUCGAUAAGUUUUAUUGGCUGGUCCGGGAAGGGUUACGAGCAGAUCUACUGCAUGACACACGACGAGGGAUUUUGUUGGUGGGACCUUGCUCAGUUAGAUACUGAAGAGCCCAUAACUCUGCUGCGCAUUCAGGACGCCAGAGACACGGUCUGUAUUGAGAACGACAGCUUGAAUUACCUGGUUGGCGGUGCGUACCACGAAAAGGCAGACAGACUCUUUCUUAUUGGAGGAACAUCAACAGGAAAAAUUCACCUACUGAGCUGCGGUGCUGAUGGGCUGAGCCUGGUGGGCACCCUCGGUGGAGGACACUCGGCCACUGUUCGCUCUUUCUGCUGGAACCUGGCAGAUGAGUCACUGCUGACGGGCGGGGAGGAUGCUCAGCUGCUGCUCUGGAGGCCCGGAGCUGUGGAAAAGUCCCUCACAAAGAAAGAGACUCUGAAGAUCGCUUCCUCUGUGCAGAAGAGAGUCAGGGUUCACAACAGCUCCUUCAAGAACAGGAAAAAGUGAAAUUCUGAAAAUAGGAGCCUGCUCCGUGGAGUUCUUCCAUUUGUUUAGUCUCCUGGGCAAUAUGUGGCCGUUGCUUUAUUCGGAGGUGCUCUGUGGAAAGAACCACGAUGCUGAAUUCUGCUUGGGAAUGUACAUCCAUCAUCAGAUGAAUGCCCCUUUUUUUUUUUUUUUUUUUUUUUUUUUAAAAAAAGUUCCUAAUAUUAAUCUGAAAAGAGUAAAUGUUUGCUCUUUAGUUCUUGAACAAUAGAUCUUAAAUCAUUUUAUAUAAAAAGAUUUUUUUAUGGUUGUUUAAUGUCUCAGCCAACAUAUUUAAUGUGUAAUAUAGGCCUGUGGCUUGCAUAAUUUGUUACUUUCCCGGUGAAAUUCCCUGGCAUGUUUUAAAAGCUUUUGUAUCUCAAGCUGUGUUUUUCUUCCUUUACAGAGAACUUAAUGAAAUUGCUCAACAUAUUAAAAGAUUUUAUGUCACUUCUGAA